AUGUAGAAUGGUUCGCCUACCUUUUUUACUUAAAUUAAUUUCCCUCCGCUACUCUAUCCAUGCUCAAGUUAUAUAGUAUAGAAGCUAAAAGCAUUUAUUCUAGUUUAAGAAUUUAAUAAUCUAAGCUAUCACUUUUUAAUUUAUGGCGUUGAAGACUUUUAAUUAACUUAAACAUUUGGAGAUUCGUUCCCUACUAAUUUACCUCAAAACUCUAAGUACUACUAAUAUAAUAACUUCAUCUUCUUAGGAAACAAUUAUUAUGAGCUAAUGUAUAUCUAACAAUCAAAUUAAAUCUAAAUUAAGAAAUUUCCUAUUAAUUCUGGGAAAAUAUAUUUUGCCAACACCAAUCCUCUCGAUUUUCUCUUUAACAAAGGUUUUGGUUCUAAUGUUCAGCUCUAAACUUCUUCUGGUGGAGUUACAACAUAUUUUACUACGAUAUAAUAAAUGUAUAAUAUGAUACCAGGAUGCUCUGUAUAUAUAGACAAUACAAUUUAAAUGUGUAAAUAAUGUGAUUAAAAUUAUUAUUUACAAGACGGAAGAUGCCUCACUGCUUGUGAAGAUGGCUUUUACUACUCAGGAAGUACAUGCUUGCCUUGUAAUGAAACAUGCUAAACUUGUAACGGGCCCUCAACAAAGAAUUGUUUGACAUGUCAUCAAGAAUAAUAUUUAUUUUUAGAUAACUCGUGCUGUGAUUGUAACUCAACAGGGCAAAUAAAAAUAGAUCCAAAUUGUAAGUGUGUUGAUAAUUAUAUUUUUUAUAAUUCGGCUUGUGUAUAAAAUUAUUUAGAUUACAGUCCUAAUGCAUUUACAUAGGAGACUGUAUAAAAAUUAAAUUAAUCAACAAAAGUGAGCUUAUAAGUUUCGUUAGCCACUACAACUUUUCUUAGUGCUGUUUAGAAUUUAUUUUCUUAGUCCAGCUUUGGCAUAGUUAUGAGUGGGUUGACUUGCUUGAAGCUGAGUUAUCUCUCUUUAGUAAGCUCUGUCCUGCCCUAAUAAAUAUUCUCUCCUCUAAAAACUAAUAAUGUCCUCCAUAAUAAUUCAGUAGUUUGA
Messenger RNA from Tetrahymena thermophila SB210, 1050 nucleotides. RefSeq lists its product as hypothetical. The transcript has 6 exons. The record is from RefSeq and is a predicted model, not a curated record. Lineage: Eukaryota; Ciliophora; Oligohymenophorea; Hymenostomatida; Tetrahymenidae.